GCGCUCAUGCUCGCUGCGGGGGUCGGAGGUCAGGGCGAGUGUCUCGCGGGCCGUAAGAGGAAGAUGGCGGUGGAAUCGCGCGUUACCCAGGAGGAAAUUAAGAAGGAACCGGAGAAGCCCAUCGACCGCGAGAAGACAUGCCCGCUGCUGCUGCGUGUCUUCACCACCAAUAACGGCCGCCACCACCGAAUGGACGAGUUCUCCCGCGGAAACGUGCCGUCUAGCGAGCUGCAGAUCUACACCUGGAUGGAUGCAACCUUGAAAGAACUGACUAGUUUAGUAAAAGAAGUCUACCCAGAAGCCAGAAAGAAGGGCACACACUUCAAUUUUGCAAUUGUUUUUACGGAUCUUAAAAGACCUGGCUAUCGAGUUAAGGAGAUUGGCAGCACCAUGUCUGGGAGAAAGGGGACUGAUGAUUCCAUGACGCUACAGUCGCAGAAGUUCCAAAUAGGAGAUUAUUUGGACAUAGCAAUUACCCCUCCAAAUCGGGCACCACCUCCUUCAGGGCGCAUGAGGCCAUAUUAAAUUCUAUUUACUGUUUCUUGAAUUUAUUUUUCCGUCAGUUGUGUAAAAUAAACUCACGUACUCUU
Galeopterus variegatus (Sunda flying lemur) is the source of this 590-nucleotide messenger RNA. It is a transcript of the gene SAP18, whose product is annotated as Sin3A-associated protein, 18kDa. Lineage: Eukaryota; Metazoa; Chordata; Mammalia; Dermoptera; Cynocephalidae. Gene Ontology annotation, cellular component: nucleus. Bases 7 to 525 code for a protein of 172 amino acids. The record is from RefSeq and is a predicted model, not a curated record. Gene Ontology annotation, molecular function: transcription corepressor activity; transcription factor binding. Gene Ontology annotation, biological process: negative regulation of DNA-templated transcription. The transcript has 4 exons.